Molecule: messenger RNA, 960 nt
Organism: Drosophila pseudoobscura
Lineage: Eukaryota; Metazoa; Arthropoda; Insecta; Diptera; Drosophilidae
Gene: Npc2b
Product: Niemann-Pick type C-2b
Exons: 3
Coding region: 182-661 (159 amino acids)
Biological process (GO): intracellular cholesterol transport
Molecular function (GO): sterol binding
Source: RefSeq, a predicted model, not a curated record
UAUAUAUACAGCACAUGCGAUGCGGCUCAGGUUUAAGUUGCCGAUCAGUCAGUCGUCAGUCGCACUGGAAGUACAAGCUCCGUAGCUCCGUGUAAAAAGUCAACCAACAACUCAAAUUGACGACAAUUGCUGUGGAAAUUGCCACAGGUAACACAGGUACUCGUACAAUAACAGCAGCAAAAUGAAGCUCCACUCUGGUCUGUUUUUGAUCUGUGCCGCCCUGCUCAGAUGCUCGACAGCCACUGAGGUCAGGCCCUGCCCGAAAUCCAAGUCGAAGGCCCUGAGCACCAGUGAUGUGUCCAUCUCCAAUUGUCCCAAGAACAGGUGCAUACUGAAGCGCAACACGGAGGCCAGCAUCAUGAUGAAGAUCCGGCCGGAGCGCGACUUCCAAGAGCUCAACUCGGACAUUCAGGGCAUCAUUUUGGACGUGCCACUGCCCUUCCCCGGCUACUACGGCACCAGUGCCUGUCCGCACAUCUACGAUGAGGCUGGCGAGAAGCAGGUGGGCUGCCCGCUGAAGGCCGGCCAGACGUAUACCUACAAGAAUAGCUUCAAGAUCCUGCCCCUUUAUCCCACCGUCAGCCUGGAGAUCCACUGGGGAUUGGGCGACAAGGAGGGCGAUGCGGCCUGCUUCCAGAUACCCGCCAAGAUCAAAGCCUAGGCCAAAGAGAUUGCGAUGUUAGCUUUUAUUAAGGUUGAAUCUCUUAAAAUCGUAUCUGCAUAUCAUAGUAGUUAGGGAUUAAGUACGGUUAAGUGAAUGUGAAUGAAAGCAAAGUUCUUGAUAUCGUUUCCAAUAUUGCGGCAUCCAGCCAGUGACGCAAUACUGAGCCUGCAGAAGACCCCUGAUCCGUUCGAUCAGUUGUGAGCUGUGUCUGAUAAUUCUACACAUACAUAUACAUAUGUAUGUACUAUAAUAUUAAUAGUAAUAAUAUUAAUAAUAAAAACCAACAACAAAUUCUA